Messenger RNA from Folsomia candida, 2930 nucleotides. RefSeq names its product long-chain-fatty-acid--CoA ligase 4. Gene Ontology annotation, molecular function: palmitoyl-CoA ligase activity. The record is from RefSeq and is a predicted model, not a curated record. NCBI's taxonomy places the organism in Eukaryota, Metazoa, Arthropoda, Collembola, Entomobryomorpha, Isotomidae. Gene Ontology annotation, cellular component: plasma membrane; lipid droplet; endoplasmic reticulum. Bases 667 to 2796 code for a protein of 709 amino acids. The transcript has 11 exons. Gene Ontology annotation, biological process: long-chain fatty acid metabolic process; neuron differentiation; long-chain fatty-acyl-CoA metabolic process.
AUAUGUAGCACAUGCUUAGAAUGCUGCUGGUGAAACCAUAUUAAGUUUUUCCCAUCAAUCACACGUACCACAGAUUGACACUGCAAAGUCGAAAUCAUGAGGAAGCCAGAUUAUUCUGUUAGUCGCAGAGUGUUAGUUCUAGUGCAAUAAGUGUCUUCUUGAGCAACACACCAUCAUCCAAUUGUCACCCGAAAUCAGAUCUUUCUGUGCGGCUUAUCGAGCAUAUAUUUACUAUUUACUCCGUUGUCCGCCCGUCCGUCAACUAUUUACACACAGAGAGAGAGAGAGACCUUGGGGUUUUGAGAUAAGGUUGGUGGUGCGUUUCGUGGUGGUCCCACCGGUGAGCAGAGAUCAUCAAUGUCAUUGUCAAGUCGAAUCCAUGCAACCAACGGUCGUAUGCAGAGGAGUCAAUAAAGAACAAUAACGAGGAAUGUGCAACAGGCAUUCAUUGAUUUGGAUCGAUCGAUUGCGCUUAUCAGUUAUCGGAAGCUAAUUAAACGAGGAGUGAGGUGUCUCAAGCAGAGCGAAGGCCAUCAAUCAAAACGAGGUCCAGUUGGGGAGCAAGGCCCACUUCGCGUCUCAAUCUCCACCCUCGAGGACGUCCCGUUCUUUUCUCUCCUCGUCCAUUCUUGCUUUCCCCACAGGAAAACAUUCCUCAACAACAACAUGUCCUUCGUCUUGAUCGCUAUUCUGACCAUUUUCACCUUCGUCUACGACAUCUUGACGUACCCCAUCUACCUAAUCGUCCAACAGCCCUGGAAACGUCUCAAUGCCUCAAAACGCCCCAAAGAGGCAAAGACCACAAUCAUCAGCAAGGAGGGAGGAAUUACGUACCGAUGCAUACGAGCCCAGUCCAAGGCCACGUCGGAGAUGAAAGCGGCCAAGGUGGACACUCUGGACAAGCUUUUCUCCUUUGCCUUCAAGAAGAAUGGGACCAAGAAAUGUCUGGGUGUGCGAGAAGUGUUGGGGGAGGAGGAUGAGACGCAGCCGAACGGGAAGGUGUUCAAAAAGUUCAACUUGGGAGGCUACAUGUGGAAAAACUACAUCGAAGUGGACAACCUGGUAGGCACCAUCAGCAGAGGUUUUCGAGAAAUAGGUCUUCAGCCAAAGGACAAAAUUUGCUUGUUUGCCGAGACCCGGCCUGAGUGGCUUAUCAGUGCAAUUGCUGCGUUUCGACAAAAUCUUGCCAUCGUCACUCUUUACUCCACGUUGGGCGACGAGGGUGUGAUUCAUGGGGUGAGGCAGACCGAGGUGGAACUUAUCGUGACGAGCCAUGACCUUCUGCCCAAGUUUCGCACUCUGCUCGCCGAGUGUCCCCACGUCAAGUACAUCGUAUACAUGGAGGACCCUCUUCACAAGACAGAUCGGUCCGGAUUUCCACCCAACAUUUCCAUCUUCUCCUUUUGUGAGGUUCUGGAGAUGGGGUCCAAGUCCAACUACGGCGUUUCCCCACCCACCCCCGAAGACACGGCUGUAAUCAUGUUCACUUCCGGCUCCACGGGAAUCCCAAAGGGGGUGGAAAUGAUGCACAAACACAUAACCAGCGGCAUAAUGGGCUUUUCCGACGCUGUGUCCCCUGUCUACUCAUGGGACGUCUACAUUGCAUACCUCCCACUUGCACACAUUUUGGAGUUGAUGGGCGAAGGCUUCUUCCUCACGGCCGGAAUUCCUAUCGGCUACUCCUCCUCCCUUACGAUGACGGACACCUCGGGAAAGAUCAAGCGAGGGGACAAAGGAGACGCGUCCAUCCUCCAGCCCACGGCCAUGACGGUCGUUCCACUCAUCCUGGACAGGAUUUACAAGGGGGUGCAGCAGAAAGUGAAGGAGGGUGGACCCACAAAGAGCGCCGUCUUCAAAUUCUUUUACGACUACAAACUCAAGUGGUACUACAGGGGAUUUGACUGUCCCAUCGUCAACGCCCUCAUCUUUAAACAAAUCCAGGCCAUGGUUGGAGGGCGCAUGAGAUUCAUGCCUGCUGGAGGUGCCGCACUGUCUCCAGACACGCAAGAAUUUUGUAGGAAUGUUCUGAAUGCGGCCAUUAUGCAAGGUUAUGGACUUACAGAGACAAAUGCGUGUGCGACUGUGACCCUGUUUGGAGAUAUGACGGUGGGACGUUGUGGACAGCCGAUUGGGUGUGUGGACGUCCGUCUGAUCGACUGGGAGGAGGGCAACUACCGCGUCACGGACAAGCCCUAUCCUCGAGGGGAAGUUCUCAUCGGAGGUGACGCCGUGGCUCAAGGCUACUACAAACUGCCAGAACAAACCGCACAAGACUUUUUCGACGAGGGUGGCAAACGUUGGUUCCGCACGGGGGACAUUGGACUCAUGGAAAACGACUUUGUUCUCAAAAUUAUUGAUAGGAAAAAGGACUUGGUGAAACUGCAGUUUGGGGAGUACAUAAGUUUAGGAAAAGUGGAAUCAGAAUUGAAGACGUUCCCAAUGAUUGACAAUAUUUGUAUUUAUGGCGAGUCCUCGAAAACCUACUGCAUAGCAUUUAUUGCACCUUCUCAAGUGCAGUUGGAGGCUUUGGGUGUCAAGCUAGGCAAGAGUGGUGUGAGUUGGGAAAAGUUGUGCGACGACCCCGACGUGGUCAAGCACGUGUUAAAGGAGCUUCAAGAGUAUGCUCGGAAGAUCAAGUUGCAAAAGUUUGAGAUUCCUGGGGCACUAAAGUUGUGUUCAGAACUCUGGACGCCAGAAUCAGGCCUGGUCACGGCCGCCUUCAAGUUGAAGAGGAAACCUCUACAAGACUUUUACCAAGCAGAUAUUAUCAAACUCUACGCCGCCGCCGCCUCAUAAUGCCACCCAAACCAAACCACCUUGCAUAUUUUUACUCAUAAGCUAAUCUUCUAUAUACAUCAAAGUCAUAUUUUAUUUUUAUUGUAAACAGCCAAUUAAAUAAAUACUGCAUCGUGCUACAAGUACAAAACGCA